AUGCAGCAUACCACGAUAUCCUGGCUUCGGCUGGGGUUGAAAUAUCCCUUUUGCUGUCCUCCGCCUUUGCAUCAGUGGCUUCCUAGGUUCGGGCGAGGGCAUUUGUGUAGCUGAGAUGUGUGUCUUCGUGAAAGAACAUGUAGAGAGUCGUAUUGGCAUUCGCAUCAAGCGCAUUGCGCAUUUUUCGAAUUUUGGCCCCCUUCCAGGGACCUUGAUUUUUACCCGCUGGCACUGACGUCUUUUAAUUGGUCAGCCGGUUAGCGCCGUCGAUGCUAAUAAUAAAAACACACUCGACAUCUCAUCAUCGGAUCUUUCGCCGUGGUUGACGAUUCGUCCACAACCGCCGAAUUUUUUGUCGUCCUACUUUCAAAUAAAUAAGUCUAUAGUCUAUGCUCCGGCGACACUUCAAAACAACAAAUUACUACGCCGGCGGCACGGCUCGGCGGCCCGAGUACCGGUGGUGCUACGCCGAGCAGGUGGACCAGGCCGCUCCCCUGCCCGACAGGAGUAACGGCUGGCGCUACCUGGGCCCCCGAGAGGGACAGACCUACAGGCGCCAGGCGGUCUUCAGGACCGGGUACCGCCUUCGCCUGCCAUUCCCCCGCCUCCCCGCGGGGCCGGGGCACCGCUGGUUCAACUCGCACCAGCUCGGCGGGGAUCCCGACCUUAUAGACUUCCAGGCCUGGGCGAGGACGAUGCUGCGACGGGGCCUGGUGCACCCGCGCGACGCCGACGCCUGGCGGGCGGCCCUCGUCGACGUCCAGGGCGGCGGCCACGGACAGCUCGUGGUGUCCGCCGCGGACGAGACCUGACGAGUCAUCCUAUGCUGGGGAUCACGGGGCCGAAGGAUCGACGUCAACCAGCACGGCAUCACUGCAUCUCUCGUGAGUCUGCAGGUUCGCGCCGGUGUCUCAUCGGAGGAUCCACGCUUCAGACAGCGCAAUAUCGCAUCCUUCGGCCACCGACUCGUGAAAUGCGAUCCCUUGACCGAGUUUGGAACUACUUGGAAGGAGCGUCUCC
Ectocarpus sp. CCAP 1310/34 is the source of this 1020-nucleotide messenger RNA. NCBI's taxonomy places the organism in Eukaryota, Phaeophyceae, Ectocarpales, Ectocarpaceae. The record is from the annotation of a GenBank genome assembly.